Messenger RNA from Emericellopsis cladophorae, 473 nucleotides. RefSeq lists its product as uncharacterized. The transcript has a single exon. The annotation marks the transcript as partial. The record is from RefSeq and is a predicted model, not a curated record. NCBI's taxonomy places the organism in Eukaryota, Fungi, Ascomycota, Sordariomycetes, Hypocreales, Bionectriaceae.
CACGCGGCGCCGGAGUAUGCUGAUCUGGGAGAAGAUGCUGAUGAUCCACGUACGGUACCGCAAGAGCGCCGAGCAGACCGGCAAGGACGGGGAUAAUAUCCGGUUCGUGCCGGCCGCGAUCGCCGAGCUCGUGCUGACGUUCCUAGCGGUCGUGCAGCCGCUACGGCUCGUGUUCCUACGGCAGGCUCGGCCUAACGCUCUCUUAUCGCCGUACCUGUUCUCCAAGAUCGACGGCACGGUCUGGCAGGACGAGACGGUCUCCAAGUGCCUCAGCCGUGCCUGCGCGCGCGCCGAGGUGCCCGUGUUCAAGGUCGCAUGGUGGCGGCAGGCGGCGGCCUCGAUCACCAAGGAAAAGUUCACGGCGCGGGAGCGGGCUAACUUUGAUCUCGAGGAGCUCGAUACGGUGGAAGAGGCGGCCGAAGAGGACGACCUGCUCGUAGACCUAGCCGAGGGCAGCAAUCACUCGUUCCGGA